This is a messenger RNA of Patella vulgata (common limpet), 12198 nucleotides long. Its product is annotated as tripartite motif-containing protein 2. Gene Ontology annotation, biological process: negative regulation of translation; protein polyubiquitination; proteasome-mediated ubiquitin-dependent protein catabolic process. The record is from RefSeq and is a predicted model, not a curated record. Gene Ontology annotation, molecular function: ubiquitin protein ligase activity; zinc ion binding; protein binding. Lineage: Eukaryota; Metazoa; Mollusca; Gastropoda; Patellidae. The transcript is spliced from 5 exons. Bases 133 to 2163 code for a protein of 676 amino acids.
AACUGUAAGAGAUUAGAGAGGAUUGAGAAAAAUUGUAUCUCAUUAGCAUGAAUCCUUUGCGUGUUUCGGGGUGAACUGAAUUACUACAAAGCUGCUAAGAUAGAAUCUUUCUGACAGCUGAAUUUACAGUGUAUGAUGUCCUCAACCCUAGUAGAGACAGUCUCUAUUAAUUAUGACGAUUUUAAUGACAGUUUCCUAACCUGCGGAACAUGUUUGUGUUUAUAUGACAGUAUUGAACACAAUCCUAAACUUCUACCUUGUUCACAUACUGUAUGUAAAAACUGUUUAGAACGGAUUAUAGCAGCACAACCACUAGACACUGGUAGUUUUAGAUGUCCGAUAUGUCGCGAAACAAUCCACGUACCACAGGGUGGAGUCUCGGCUUUCCCACCAAGCUUUCUCGUCAAUCAGUUACUAGAUCUAAUGGCUAGUCAGCGUCGAGAUGUCGUUCCAAAAUGUUCGAUUCAUUCUAACCAAGAACUAUUGUUUUGUGAGACUUGUGAUAUCGUUUUCUGUACCUUGUGCACAGACAAUAAUCAUAAUGGGCGGGGUGCUAGCGAACACACUGUGAUUCCAUUUGCGAUUGCGAUCAAAAGAAUGUCCGAAAUUCUCCUAUACAAAGCACAUUUGUGCAUUAAGAAUCUCAAUGGAGCUUAUGAAAAUAUAUCGGAUGAAUUACGAUGUUUGGAACAAUCUGUGGAUAGAACUUUGGAUUCAAUUAAUAGAUCUUUUCAAGAUGUGAUAGCAGUUAUUGAAAAACGUCGACAUGAAUGCCUGCAACUGGUACGAAAGAUUCGUGAGGAUAAAAGAACAGUUCUUAAGGAACAAUUGGACCUUAUUCACGGGGAAAAGGACAAAGUUCAGUUGGAUUGUAGCAAUUUAGAAUAUCAGGUUGAAGUCAGGAACAUAACCAAAAAGAUCAGUGAUUUGAAUGAGAAAUUGGAUUCAACCAGUAAUCUAGCGGAACCACGGGAGAACUCAUUUAUUAAAUAUGAAUACAAGCAUAAUGAUGCUCUGAAACAAAUCGAAAGUAGCAUUGCCAAAUUUGGUCAGAUCAAGAUCAGUACAACUUUCCCUGCUCUAUGUACAGCACGAGUUGGCGAAGCAACCUCCCAUUUACGCUGUACGGCACAAGUCAUGACAGUAGAUUACCAUGGCAAUCCCAGAUUAACAGGCAGUGAUCCUGUCACUGCAGAAUUGCGAACAGAUAAAGGGAAUUUAGUUGAAAGUAAAGUCAAGGACAAUGACAACGGUACAUAUGAUAUAGUUUUUGUUCCACCAGCCUCAGGACGCCUCAAAUUAAGUGUAAAUAUAUUUAAGAGACCCAUCAAAAAUAGUCCCUUUAUGAUUGACGUAAGUGAUCAUAUAAAUCCAGUCUGGAAGCUAGGUUCAAGAGGAUCUGGAAACGAAAAUCUCAUGCAGCCUGUUCGUAUCGCUGCUAAUCCAAAUGGUCUCAUAUUUGUUUUGGAUACGGGUAACAGUCGCAUAAAAAUCAUGAAGCCUGAUGGGCAAAUCGAUCGUCAUAUAGGACCAGAAGGGCUAGAAAACCAAAGUGCAACGGGACUAAGUCUCACUCAUGACGGCAACAUUGCUGUUGUUAAUUGGAGAAACAAGAAUGUAUCGAUAAUUGACCCGGAGGGGGAUCUAGUCAAACAAUUCACCUCCACCGAGUUCAUAGAACCAACCGAUGUGGCUGUCAACAGUCGUGGGGAUGUCAUCGUGGCCGACAGCGGUGCAGCCAAAAUAUUUAUAUUUGGUCAGGCAGGAAAUCUUAUCACAACAUUUGGUAGUAAAGGGACACGAGACGGUCAGUUUAAACUGAUAUCGUCGGUGACCGUGGGUAAAUGUGAUGAGAUAUUAGUUACAGAUCAUCGUAUACAAGUAUUUAGUAAAGAUGGCAAGUUCUCGAGAUGUUUAUGUGAUAGUGGAAAAGGUCAGUAUGGCGGUAUAGCUGUAGAUACCAGUGGACUUAUCCUGGCCACGAAAACAGAGAAGGGAAAGUGUUAUAUUCAGGUGAUGAAUUCAAGUGGUAAAUUACAAUAUUGUAUAGACAGCAAUGCUGAUAAGUUAAAAAGACCAAGUGGAAUAGCAGUUUUGCCAAAUUUUUACAUUGUCGUAGUAGAUUUGGGCAAUGAUUGUGUUAAAAAGUAUAGAUAUAAAUAGACUAAUGUUAUGGAGUAAUAUACAUGUACAGUACUAGCUUACAGUUCAGCCAUGUUGUAGUGUGACAACUAUCUAUCAACUAUUAUACUCUAUUUCCAUAAUAUAUUAUUUAUUCAAUUGCUAUCCUUUAUUAUAAUUGAGAUAUUUUUCUGAUUCUUUGUCUAGAAGAUGAUGUUCAUACAGUAUAAAUCUGUUUUUUUAUUGAUUGACAUAAAAAGGUACUAACGCAUCCUUUUGUUCGUACAUUUCUGGAAAUUUGAUAACAGUAUGCCUAUCAAGUAAUUAGUAAUCAUGAUUCACUAUUACAUAAAUUACAUUUUAAGAUUUGAAAAUGUUAAAGAUGCAUUAUGUAAGGUUUAGAUAAGAGCUGGUUGUUCUUGCUAUAAUAGUUCAAAUACGGAUAAUGCCAAAUGAAUAUAUUGGAAAUUUCAUUCAAAUUACUUUAUUCAAUUAAAUUGGUCAAUUAAAAAGGAACUACUUUUUUAUAUGCCCAUAUUUUCAUCCGUUUGUCCGUCCACAAUUUGUUCGUAGACACUGAACAGGUCACAAUUUUUAUUCGAUUUUGACAAAACGUGAAAAAUAGCUCUAUCUCCCAAAGUUCUCGAUUCCUUUUGAUAUGGGCAUGUAUCGAGCCAUAACUUCAUGGAUUAUGGCCUCUGAUAGCUUGUGGACACUCUAUAUAUAGAGGUCACAAUUUUCAUCUGAUUUUGAUUGAACUUGAUAUACAUGGUUAUAAUUCAAAUAUUUUGGUUCCUUUCGAUAUUCGUGCCUAUCAAAUCGUAACUUCCUGAAUUAUGGCCCCUGAUUGUAAGAAAAAUCUCGUUUUUAGCUUGUGGUUCCUCUAGAGGUGACAAUUAUUAUCCAGUUUAAAAAAAAACGUUUGAAUAUGUCACCAUUACACCAUAAUGUCAGUUGAGUUCAAAUUUUGUGAAAAUCGGACCAAAACUGCCAGACAAAAUGACUGCCCUACGUACACAAAUACUAAUAGUGUAAAAAUAUGGUAUACCAAGGUUGAGGACCCUCUAGAGGCCUCAAUUUUGAUCCGAUUGUGAUGAAACUUGAAAUGUAUGUUUAUAACCCAAAGAUCUUGGUUCCUUUUGACGUUAGUAUAUAUCAAUCUUUAACUUCCUGAAUUAUGGCCCCUAAUUGUAUGAAAAAGCAUGUUUUUUAGCUUGUAGAUUCUCUAGAGGUCACAAUUUUUAUCUGAUUUUAAAACCUGUUUAAAUAUAUCACCAUUCCACCAUAAUGAAGGUUGAAUUCGAAUUUCAGGAAAAUCGAAACUAAAAUGGACGCUCUUUGUAUGCAAAUUGUGUAGGAGUAUUUAGUACAAGGAUUUGGGGACCUCUAGGGGUCACAAUUUUUAUCUGAUUUUGAUGAAACUUAAAAUAUAUUGUUAUAUCUCAAAGAUCUCAGUCCCUUUCGAUAUUUGUGCAUUUCAGACUUUCUGGAUUAUCGCCCCUGAUUGUACGAAAAAACGCUUUUGUUUUUAUCCUGUUCUCUAUCCAUCUCUUGCAAAAUGUGGGCAUAUCUUGUCUGGCAACUGCUUGUUUUAUUAAAAAAGGAACUACUUUUUGGAUCCAGUAAUAUUGUUUGAGAAAAGUUCUCAAUUACCAUAAACAAUUACAAUACUCCCCAUAACCUUAAAGGAAAUACUGUGUCAAUAUAUAGAACUUUGCAACGGGUGACUUGUUGUCAAAAAAUGAUGUAUCACUACGCCGUAAUGUAAUCGAGUUCAGUAAAAUUAAAUCUAUACCAAAGAAUUAUAUUAUUUAUUUGUGUGAGCAAGAAAGGUUUGGGUGAUAAAUAAAAUCUCCUACUCGUCUUAUUUGAUAUCAAAAAAUCUCAACACUCAUCAAUAAAGUUUUAAAAAAUUUGUAUCGGCUUGUGUUGAUAUUUUUUGAUAUAAAAAAACAGACUAGUAGGAGAUUCUCUAUUUAUUGUAACAACAAUACUUGUUAUUUGAGACUGAGCCUCGAUUCACCAUUUUUAAAUUAAAUCAUUAAAUAGCGACCCUGUUUUAAUUUGUUUAAAUCUCAGCCAUCCAAUCAUCUGGGGAGUUGACUACAUGUAUGAACAUCAUCUUUUUGAUUUUGAUUUAGGCUUUUACUCUUGCUACUGUCUAAUCUGUAACAUACAUGUAUGCACAUAACACUUGAAAAGUCGACAUACAUGUAUAGUAUAGUAAAUAAUUUAGGUCAGUCUGACUGUUAUUAUGUUGGAUCCAACUGAAUCCAAGAUUUUUUUAUCCAUUCUGUUUUUUACUUGUUUCACUAGAAAGCUGGUUUUAAACAUUUUGUCAAUCAGUGGUCUUAUUCCAGAAUCAUUAUGUAGUCUGUUAAUUAUAAGUUAAUUUGGAGUGUACAAUGUACAUUUCAUGUAACUACAAUGUAGGACCCAUUAUAUUGAAAUACCCAAUUAUUUUGUCCCUAGCUUUAUUAUGCAAUAUACAUGUCCUGCAUUUAUUUAUAUGAAAGUUAAAUUGUGAUAUUAUUUUAUUGAAACAUUCAUCAUUGAUUACCUCGAUGAAACGGACUUGGUGCACAUCAUGUGAUUUUAGAUUUUAGUUUUAACUCCACACUGCAAAAAUUCUGUCGUUUCAUUUUUAGAGUUGAUCAUGCAUGUACAAUUUAGACAUUGUUGUUAUAGUCAUACCUAUAUAAGGCUUGUCAUAAUAUCAGGUAGCAUUGUUUUUUCGUAGAUUCAGAUUUAGUAGAAUUAUCAAAACAUUGGUUUCAAUGUUUAUACUUCAGUCCUUUUCUGCACACAUUCACGUUUAAAUACAUGUAAAUGCUGCAUAUAUGUAUUUUAAUUAUUUAUUUGCAAAGUGAAUGUGUUUUUGUAUAAGAAAAUAAACUUGGAGGCAUACAGUAUACAUGUUUAUACAUAACCUUCACAUACAUUUAGUUAGGUCUAACUUAAGUGAGCUGUAAUAAAAGCUUUGUAUACAAUUAAUAGUAUUAAUAUGAAAAUUACAGUAUAGAUCUCUAUUAAAAACAAAGUGUGAAUUUCCAGCAGACAGUGAAUCCGUGUAGUUCAGCACUCAUUUUUUUUCCACAAAUGUGUUCAAAUAGUGUGAUACAUGUAGAAUGAUCCACAAUCACUAUUUAUCACACCGGUCCUUAUAUGGAUAUAAAACCAUAAAAAAUAACUUUUGUCCAAAGUAUAAAAAUAUUGAAUUUGUAUUGAUCAGAAAGCAUUACUAUGACAUCAGUUAAAAUGAUAUAUAGAAAAGAAAUCAAAUGGGGUUUAAUGUCCUGCUGUUCUGCUGGGCUAAUGAAGACGGUUGAUCUUUUAUUCAUAUUACAAAACAAGAUUAAACUCUCUAAUCGUCAUUUGAUGGAUUUUAAUUCCUUUCAAACUACAUGUACAAUAAUGUAAAAGUUGAAUCUCUGAAAGACAUUUCAAUCCAAAUAUGGCUCAAUUCCUUUCAGUAUUUACAAAGAUAUGAUGAAUAUAAAGUUUGUCAACUUUCAGCAGAUGAUAUAAAUGACAUAGUCGAAACAAGCCAGCUUUUAAUCUUUGCUAAAAUCUUUUGUUCAGCCUCUUAUAUCCAAUUAAAUCCAACCUACAAUGUAGUCUACCAUUUGUAAUUUGUUUUCAUAAUUGUUAAAUAAUCAAUUUGAGUACAUAUUACAAUGGAUAUAGCCUUUAAAAAUGUGAUACAGUAUUGUCCAAAAAAUGCAAAUGACGAUCAGUGACUCUCAUUUUCAAUUUACAGGGUAGUUUUAAGGAAAUAUUCGCCACCAAUCCUGACAUUGAAAGAGUUUUAGUUCACAAUGGUACUUUUUACAUUCAAAGUAUGAGACCAUGAAAUUUUUCUAAAUUAUUCACUUUAAAAGGGGUAACAUUACAUUAAUGUAAAUGUGUACAGUAAAAAUGUAUUUAUAAUAAUAUUGUACACAGUGUAUAAUUAAUAUAUACAUUAGAGUAUAUUCAGUAAAUGUGUAUAGAAGUGUAUAUAUAAUAUACACUAGAGUAAAUCAUGUGUAUUUUAGAAGUCUAUAUAACAUUGUACACUGUGUAUAAUAUACACAAGAGUAAAUGUGUAAAUGUACAGUAGAGGUGUAUAUAAUAUUGCAAUUUGCAUACUGUGUAUGAUAUACAUGUACACAAGAGUAAAUGUGUACAGUAGAGGUGUAUUGUAAUGUUGUGCACUAUCUUGAGUAAAUGUGUACAAUAGAGACAUGUAUAUAUAGUACACUGUGUAUAAUAUACACUAUCUAGAGUGAAUGUGUACAAUCAGGAUGUAUAGGUAAUAUUGUACACAGUAAAUGUGCGCAGUAGUGGUGUGUAUAUAAUAUAGUACACUGAGUAUAAUAUACACUAUCUUGUAAAUGUGCACAGUAGUGGUGCGUAUAUAAUAUUGUACACUUUGUAUAAUAUACACAAGAGUAAUUGUGUACAGUAAAAGUGUAUAUAAUAUUGUAAACUGUGUAUAAUAUACAUUUUGAUUUAUAAAUGAGCGAUGAACCAAAAGUAUUAGUUUAUUUCUAACUGUUCUGCAUGGAGAUACUCAAUUGUCAGUUCCAAAUCUUUUGGGUUCAUAGAAAUACAAUUGAGUGCCAUGUUAUGGAGUUGUCAGUCCCCAUAACUAAUAUGGGGUGAGAGCAUCAUAACAAACACAAUCAACAUGUUGAUUGGUGAAGAUUUAUUUAGCUGGUGCAUAUUUUGUCACCCGUCCGGAAGGUACAAUUUGGUAUCAGGUCUGUGUUUUAUUCAGUUUGACACCUAGCAAUAGAUUUAUCAUCAUAAAUAAUACACUUUUUAUGGAAGUAAUAUAAAGAAUAAUUUUAUCUCCACUGAACCACCAAAAUAACUUAUAAGAAACAAAUGAAGACUGUAUACAUGUAUGAGAAAUGUAUGAUUACUCAUCUUUUAUACAAUAUUGAGUUUUAUUUGUGGUGAAUUGUACAUGUAUGUUGUUUAAUCAAGAGUGUUAUUUUCAAUCUGUUGAUUGACAUUUGAUAUAACAGAUUUUGUUUGAUCAACAGCUCUGGAUAUAUGAGCCUACAUUUAUAUCAAGAUACUGACACGAGUAUUGAGAUAGAAAUCAAACAUACUUUUAUGGCUAAUAUGUUGUAACUUCAGCAUGGUUUUUACAAUGUUGCCUUGCCUAAGGUUGCCUAAGGUUUUUUGUUUGUGCAUUUUUUCACCUUUACAUUAAGGUCUAACAUCUUUAAGACGUUUGUAUUCAAUUGACCUAACCUAGCCAAGAAUGAUUUUAGCCAAUCACAAAUUAGCUUUGAAAAGAACAGAGAAUUCACAAAGAAGUAGUUAUAACUUGAUGUAGUGUAGGCCAACUCACCAAACUUAAAAACAAAAUAAAAUAAAGAUCAGAUUUGUAUUAGAUUGCAGUAUAGCCAUAAUUUGUACAUUACCUCAAAUAGUGUAUUAUAUAUGGUGUAAUAAUGGCAUGAACAUUUAAGAUGAACUAUUAUAACUAACUAUGCAGUAGCUAUAGACUAGUACUUACUAGUAGUAGUAUUGAAUGCACAUACAGUAUAAAGAUCUAAUAAUAGUAUUACAGCCUUUUGAAAGCUGGUAUUUUUAGUCCCAGCUAUUUUAUACACAUGUAUUAUAGAUCCACUACAUGUAUGUAUCUGUAUUUACACUAUAUUAUUCAGAUUUAUCUUAAAGUCUGCACUUUUACUGAUUUAGAUUACUUAAUCUUAAUUAUUUUUCAAUUUAGCAGAACUAAAUCUCUUAAAACCAAUUGGACCAUGAACAGUUAACUGGUUCACAUUGUUAAUUGCUAUGCUGUAGAUUAAAGUGGUGGACACACUAGCAGAAUGAUUUGGCUGAAUCAAUCGGCGUUGAAAUUCGUCUAGUUUGUCCACUGUUAUUCGGCCGAAUGAUUCACCAGAAUCAAACAUAUUCAACCGAAUUACAUUCACCUAGUGUGUCUGCUUUGCCGAAGCUUUCGCCCGAUUGCCAGUCACCACUUAUAUCCAGAAGUCACAUGAUUGAAAACAUGGUCGCUGCCUUGUUUAAUCAUGUGACGUGAAAGGUGAUGCAAUCAACUGGUGGAUCGGGUGAAAGCUGGUGUGUCCACUCAUUCGGCUGCAAUUUGGCACCGAUGGAUUCAGUGGAAUGAUUUGGCUAAUGUGUCCACUGCUUAAGGUUUUAAGUUCUCUUAAUUCUUUUGAGAUUUAAUCUUUUUGGAUAUAAACCAUUGUUAUUUGUCUGUGAACGGUGAGCUAGUCCCAUCCAAUAACCUUGUUAUCUCCCUUUAAUACUUAUUGCUUGAUAUGACCAGGAGGAUCUAUCAUAUUUUUGGUGAUUGUACCAGGCAAGUUUCAGUGGACUUCUAUGGCUGUAGACAUUUUAUGGAUAAAUAUAAAUCUGCUUCUCUUUAGAAUUUGCCAAUCCUGAUAAAUUUUUUCAAAGUUCAAGAUUGAUUUACUUAAACAGCCUCUCAAUGGUGUUAAAAAUAAGAGAGAGAGAGGGUUUAACCUCCACUUGACACAAACUAAGUCAUUUUGGGACUAACAUAUGGUUCAAUUUUAUUUCCAUAAUUUGCUUGCGCGUAAGAGUCUUUAACAGUGGGAGGAAACCGGACGACCCAGAGAAAAACCCACGAGGUUGGACAGGCGACCCUACUCCUUGUCGUGUACAACUGGGGAAUCAAAACCACGCCAGUUGACUCAAUGACAGACUUUAUGAUACAGCGCGCAUGAGCUAACCAUUCAGCCAUCCAACCCCCCUGUUAAAAAUAAAAAACUAUUGUGUUAAAAUCGAACAAUAAAUUGCUUCAUUAUCUUUAGUUGUAAAUACUAGUUGUAUACUCAUACCCUAAUGUGCUAUGUCAACAGUUAAAAUUGUAAAGAAGGCGGUUUAUUGGACUUUCCAAAAUGUGAAGUUUCAAUGCUGAACAUUCAAAAUUGGAACUGGAAAAAGGGGUGCUUUAUUUAUGCUACGAAAAUCAAAAGAUGAAUUGUAUUGAAGUCCAAUACAUAUUGGUGCACGUGUUCAAUUUAAUUGAAUGAUGUAAUAUUUGGGGAUAAGGAAAUUCCUGGAUAAAUCACAAGUUCUGUCAUUUAGCUCCAAGCCAAAGUUAUUUUUUAGGGUUUUUUUUGUUAUUAAUCAAAAGAUUACCUGUAUGUAUGUGUAUGAGUUUUGGGGUUUUUUUUGUUUAAAUUAUAUUGUAUUUGAAUAUUUGUUUUAAUAUAGUAUUUGUAUAUUUUUUGAAGCUAAGGAAAUUUGAUUUGAAAUGAUUAGACCUCUUUGAUUUGAAUGAUUAAUUAGUGUUAAUUAGUUUUGAUGUGUUAAUUUGCUUUGUGAAGUAGGUAUCUGCCUACAUUGGAAAUUUUAGGCCCAGAGUAAAGAAAGUGUUGAAAUAUAAAUGAAUUUGUGUUCCACUGUUGACAGUUUAAACCGAAAACAAAACUAAAAUUAACAAAAAAACAACUUUCACUUAAUUUUAUCGUAUGAAUGAACUGAUGUUUAAUGACAUGUCAGCACCAACUGGGCUAUAUUGUGCCUAAUAACUUUAUGGAAAACUAGAAAUUUAAUUGUCCCAUCACUAAAUGAAAUACAAUGUCAGAUCAACCCAUUCAAAGAGGUUUAAGCUCAUUUAAAUUUUGUGUAAUAAGUAAACCUUGUUCCUAACAUCACAAUUUUUUUUCAACAUGUAGUAUAAAGGCCAUGUUCAGAAAUUUUUACUUUAAAGCAAAUUUGAAUAAUUUUUUGGGCCCUAUACCAAAAUUAAUCUUAGUUAAUAAGAUAUUUGUCUCCUUCACAACAAAUAUGGAAUAAAACAGUAGAUUUGUCAAUAUAUCUUUAUUUGGUAAUAAUAAUAGAAACCCAACAAAAGAAUAUUUACUGAAUAUACAUAUCUAUUGAAGAAAAAGGACCUGUGAUAAUGAUAAUAAGGUAAUAAGAGAUGACGUUUAUGAGAAGGGUCAUAGAAUAAGAGGAUUGAAUAAUGUCAACUAUAUGAUAGAAAUUAUAUAUAAAUCUUCAUAAGACAUAGUGAGAAUUUUAUAAGAUAUAGAAGGAAUUGUUAUGAAGAGAAAUUGUUAACAUAACAAUAUAUUUAUAUUUAUUUAUGGUAGUCUAUAAACUAAAUUAGUUUUAUGUCUUAUUUUUUUUUUUUUUAAAUCAUACAAUAUAUGUUCUUCAUUAUUUAUUAUGUAGACAAGUGGUGUCUAAAGCUUGAUUGUGAAUUUGUAAAUAAAAGUAUGUAUGGUUCUAUAAAGAUAUAUUAUAGCCUUUCAAUAUAUUAUAAUACAACAUAUUAUUUAGUUUCGACUAAAGCUAUUUAUGCAAUUAUAGUUUUUGAUGUGCAAUUGUGCAUGUAAAAAGAAUUGGGUUUUAUUAGUAUUAUAUUCGUUAGAAUAUAUAUUAUUUAUAAUAUAUACCUACAUGUAAUAAGGAUUUUUUUUUUAAAUAUUUCUCUUCACUAUUAUUAUAUUGCACCCUUGAACCACAGAACAAUUUGGACAAGUUUAUGGGCCCCAUUAAAAUUAUGUCCUAAACGUCAUAUAUGAUGCCCAUUCGUUGGUACCAAGUAAGAGGCCUGAUCUGGGAAUAUGGAGGCUUCAGUUGAUAAAGUUACUUUCUGGUAAACCUGAUCAGUGUGUCUUUUUUAUAAAUUAAACACAUGUCUUGGCAAUGUAACAACCUACGUCUUAGUGACUGUUUUAAGAGAAAUCCCUAGACAGAUAUUUGAAGCCGGAGGUGUCUCCAGUUUUUGGUAUUUAGUUGCCAAAAGAGAAUACAAAGAAUGAAUAUUUUAUGAAAGUCUUUGCUAUUUAGAAUUUUCUAGCAGGCUUAUAGAUGUCAUCUCAAUCCCAAUAUAAUACGUUGGCGCAUAGACUUGUCUCUAGGGCAUAUACUAUUUGUAAGUAAGAUGGCAUCAUACAGAUAUUUACUAUAUUCAGUUAGAUAUUCCGAAAACACGUUGCAACAAUUCCUCUAGACAGUUUUGUUUUGUGUUCUUACCAACAGGAAUAGUACAUUGUAAAUGCGUUAAAUUUCGUAUAUGGUAUUCAAAUAAAGAUGCAUUAUGUAAGGUUUCGAUAAAGAGUUGGCCAUUCUGCUAUAAUACUUUUUAAAAAAAAAGGGUAAUGAAAAAUGAUUUGAAAAUUUCAGUUAGAUUACUCGUUUCUAAAGGAAGAUGUCAGGCUUGGAAGUGUUCACAAUAUAGUCUUGGUUGUCAAGUACUACUGUUCUGAUAAAAAGCAGUCUCGAUUAUCCAAUUUUAAAUUAAUUUAUGAAGUGGCGAUCGUGUUUUAAUCCAUUGAACAUCACGACCAUCUUAUGUUCAAGAGAGCUUAUUAUAGGCUUGUCUUGUCAAUAAAUAUGUAAUUAUCUGUAUAACAUUUGAGGCCAAAGGAAAGACACAAAAUAGGUAGAAUUGGCUAUUACAUAAUGCAUCUUUAAGUUGAGAUCAUAUAGUUGUAUAUUGUUGCCUUCGUUGGUAUGUCUGUACGUUCAUCCACAAUUUGUGCAGGUUCUACAGACCAUAAAUAUAAAGUUUUUGUAAUUUUAAACUGGCUUUUGUUAUUCUGUAUAAUUCUGUGUCACUAGACAAUCAUUAGCAUUAAAAUUAUUACCUGACCCCAUUGCAAAGUGCUGCAUUACAGCUAUGGGGUACUAAGAAUGUUAACUCUUAUGGACGCAUCACAAUCUUGCAGGUCAACUUGUUCGAUGUCUGUCAAAAAAUCUGUAUUUUAUUACUAAGAAUCAUAAUUAAUUUUCGAAUUUUAAAUUGAGCUAAAGCAAAACCAUUCUUGUUAAACUAAACCUGUGCUUUGAAUGUGCACCCAAUAUUUGGGUAUAGGCUGUAUCUGAACAUACAUUGUACUAGCAUAAAGCAUUGGCAAUUGUACAUUAGAAUGUAUUUUAACUUCAAUUCCUGUUAUAUAAUUGUAUGAUCUCAAAGAUGUAUAAUCCAGGCUUGAGUCUUUAAUUGUAUUUUAUGUCUGUUUUGAAUCUAAACAACCAUAUAAAGAAAAACAUAUUUUGUACAAUGAAAUGUUGCAACGUUUUUUUUUUUAGUUCUUUGAAUUAAACGAAUCAAUCUUUUGAAAA